CGAGCCGAGCCGAGCCGGGGCCCAUGUGGGGAGGAUCCGGAGCCGCCGUUGCCGCCGCCAGGACCAGCGGGACCCGAGGGGGAGUGAGGGGGAAUCGGCAGCAUGAAGUUCGCCGAACACCUCUCCGCGCACAUCACUCCCGAGUGGAGGAAGCAGUACAUCCAGUAUGAGGCUUUCAAGGAGAUGCUGUAUGCAGCUCAGGACCAAGCCCCCUCUAUAGAAGUUACAGAUGAGGACACAGUGAAGAGAUAUUUUGCCAAGUUUGAAGAGAAGUUUUUCCAAACCUGUGAGAAGGAACUUGCCAAAAUCAAUACCUUCUAUUCAGAAAAACUUGCUGAGGCUCAGCGCAGAUCUGCGACCCUUCAGAAUGAGCUCCAGUCCUCAUUGGACGCACAGAAAGAAACCUCUGGUGUUACUACUCUGCGACAGCGCAGAAAGCCAGUCUUCCACCUAUCCCAUGAGGAGCGCGUCCAACAUAGGAACAUCAGAGAUCUAAAACUGGCCUUCAGUGAGUUCUACCUCAGUCUCAUCUUGCUGCAAAACUAUCAGAAUCUAAAUUUCACAGGGUUCCGAAAAAUCCUGAAAAAGCAUGAUAAGAUCCUGGAGACAUCCCGAGGAGCAGAUUGGCGAGUGGCCCAUGUGGAGGUGGCACCAUUUUACACCUGCAAGAAAAUCAACCAGCUCAUCUCUGAAACUGAGGCAGUGGUGACCAAUGAACUUGAAGAUGGAGACAGGCAAAAGGCAAUGAAACGCUUACGUGUACCACCUCUGGGAGCAGCUCAGCCUGCACCAGCAUGGACUACCUUCCGGGUGGGCCUGUUCUGUGGAAUAUUCAUAGUGCUGAACAUUGCGCUUGUGCUUGCAGGUACAGUUAAGAUUCAAAAAGAACAGUCAGUGUGGCCCCUAGUAAGAAUCUACCGAGGCGGCUUUCUCCUGAUUGAAUUUCUUUUUCUCCUGGGCAUCAACACCUAUGGUUGGAGGCAGGCCGGUGUGAAUCAUGUGCUCAUAUUUGAACUCAAUCCCCGGAGCAAUCUGUCACAUCAGCAUCUUUUUGAGAUUGCUGGAUUCCUCGGGAUUUUGUGGUGCCUGAGUCUGCUGGCAUGCAUAUUUGCUCCAUUUGGCAUCCCCAUACAGGUGUAUCCACUUGCCAUCUAUGGAUUUAUGAUUCUCUUCCUCAUUAAUCCCACCAAGACCCUUUACUACAAGUCCAGGUUUUGGCUGCUCAAACUUUUGUUUCGGGUGUUCACAGCCCCUUUCCAUAAGGUAGGCUUUGCUGAUUUCUGGCUGGCCGAUCAGCUGAACAGCCUGGCAAUGAUACUUAUGGACCUGGAAUAUAUGAUCUGCUUCUACAGCUUUGAGCUCAAAUGGGAUGAUGCUAAGGGGCUGUUGCCAGAAAAAAUAGGAGGAAUUUGCAACAAAUACUCCUACGGAGUGCGAGCCGUUGUCCAGUGCAUUCCUGCUUGGCUGCGGUUCAUCCAGUGCCUGCGCCGGUACCGAGACACCAAAAGGGCCUUUCCCCACCUGGUCAAUGCCGGCAAAUACUCCACAACUUUCUUUAUGGUGACAUUUGCCGCCCUUUACAGUACACACAAAGAUCAAAAUCACUCAGACACCACAGUGUUCUUUUACCUGUGGAUUAUCUUUUAUUUCAUCAGUUCCUGCUAUACCCUCAUCUGGGACCUAAAGAUGGACUGGGGUCUCUUUGACAAGAAUGCUGGUGAAAACACCUUCCUCCGAGAGGAGAUUGUCUAUCCACAGAAAGCCUAUUACUAUUCUGCCAUCAUAGAGGAUGUGAUUCUUCGCUUUGCUUGGACUAUCCAAGUUUCACUCACCACCAUGGAUAUUUUCCCUUAUGCUGGGGACAUCAUCUCUACUGUCUUUGCACCCCUUGAGGUGUUUCGCCGGUUUGUAUGGAAUUUUUUCCGACUGGAAAACGAGCAUCUGAACAACUGUGGUGAAUUCCGUGCUGUCCGGGACAUCUCUGUGGCACCCUUGAAUGCAGAUGAUCAAACCCUGCUCGAGCAAAUGAUGGACCAGGAAGAUGGCGUACGGAACCGUCAAAAGAGCAAGUCCUGGAAGUGUAACCAGAGCUUAGCCUUGCGCCGUCCUCGUCUGGCUUCUCAGUAUGUAGUGCUUCUAUGUUAGAGAGCUCAGUCUCUCGGAAUCAAGCCCAAAAUAAGAUCCAAGGCCCGUGACACUAAGGUGUUGAUUGAGGACACAGAUGAUGAAGCUAACACAUGAAUUUCCCACAUCCCUUGUUCCACAUCCCCUGUUUUCUUGCUCUACUACCCUUUCCCCAACCAACUCAACCUCUGGUACCGUUUCCAGCUGAAAACAGGAGAAGACACUUAACACACUUUCCGAGCUCUUCCGGACCGGAUCCUAUGGACUCCAAACAAGCUCACUGUGUUUCUUUUCUUUUCUUGUGGUUUAAUUUUAAUUUUCUAUUUUUAAAAUAAAUAUUUACUUCAUUUUGCCAAUCAGAGGACAGUUUAAGGAAAAACAACAAAGUAUCCUAAUGAUUGUUUACAAUCACAACAAGGACAUAGAAACCUAUCCAGAUGAAGAACAGACGCAGCAAGGACUCCCUGAUGGGACAGUACCAAAUUGAAUCAGCGUCUGCUUGGCCCAGUUUUGACUGGUUGAAACCGGACCUGGGUUUUUUAAUUCCUUUGUCAAUUUACUUGGGUUUUUGUUUUUUCUUUCUUCCUUCCUUCCCUUCUUUCUUUCAUAUUCAGCGCAAAGGCACUGGCUGCACUUGCCGGGAAAGUGCACUUAGAGCAGUACCUUCAUCCACAAAGUGACUUUUUAAUUUGAUGUAACUUUUCUUAUUUUGGGGAAGGUAUCAGUGGGUGGGAAAUACGAUAUAUUUGUUGCAUAUAGUUUUCACAUUAUUUAUGAUACUUAACUGUAAGAGAAUGAUUUGAGUCCUGUGCAAUGAAGGUAAUAACAGUAGGAAGGGGUGGGGGAAUCUACUCUGAAGGGUUUCGUGAGGGUUCCACCCUGCAAUACCUCUUUCACAAGACAACUUGCACCAGUUUGACUUUCUUUUCUUUUUCUUUCUCUUAAACCAAAGUUUCUAUUUCUGAUUUUUAGUUGCUGCUGCUUUGGAAGCCCGAACAUACCUCUAUCAAGGUGUAUUGAUAGAGUCGCUAUCAGAUUUCCCACGAUCUGGGUGAAAAUAGUACAGGAGAUUCUGAGAAAUGUUUUUGACUCUGCCUCUGUCUUAUGCAGAACUACAGAAAUAGGCAGAUUGUGUAGCAAAGCAAGCUUGGCAUUAGGGCCCUAGGACCAUGAGCCUUUUCAAAUUUGGAUUAGAAGCCAAGGCUUGCAGUAUGUUCCUGCUUGGGCCAGGCUCAAGCCAGAAUUCAAGCAAAUAGGAGUCUGAGCAAUGCCGCGUUUUUGAGCACGUGAUAGUGUUAAAAUCAUUGUCCCUUCAAUUGCACUGGCUGCUGAGGUGUCUUUGUCAUUUAUUCCAAGAGUUAUGAAGAGGUGGCCAUUGGAGCCCGUGCUUGCCAGUGGUUAGGGAACUUUGUUUACUGGGCUUGCAUUUGUUGGAAAGUGUAAAUUCCUCCUCUUACUGUCACAUUACUUUUUAUUCCAACCUCUCAAAUUUCUCUCACCUAUCUUUUCCCCUUCAAAAUAAGCCCUAAAGCUGACCUAUAAUUCCAUGUGGAUUAACUGGGAUAAGGAACACUCCUACCCCAAAGUAAUUAGUGGUGCCUGUGUAAAGUAAAAUGGGUUUUGUUCCCCUCGCCCAGACCUGAGUGAACUCCCCUUCCUCAGUAGGUGGCUUAUGGCUUAGAUAAUACUGAAUAAUAACUGGCAACCCCUCUUCCUGGCCAACUGUGCUAUGUGUAGGGUUAAAGUCAGUGGGGCACAUGCAGGGAAGCCACUUCUAUUGUUUUCAGCUUAAAAUUAGGUCCACACAAAUGGAAGAGCCAGCUGUUAUCACUAACUCCAUUUCAAAGAACACAUGGUCACUGUCACUGUAACUUUGCCUACUUUGUUGUUCUAAAACUGAACCCCACAAUAUGAUAAUUAAUACCAGAAGACAAUGACAAUUACAGCAGUUACAAUUACUGUUUUAAGUCAGGAAAUGGACACGUAAUAUAUAGUUGGGGAUUUUUUUUUAUUUUGAGUAACACCCUCUCUGUUUUAAAUUUGCCCCAGCUCAAGUAUCUACAAUUUUCUUCCUCUUCUUCUCUGUCCAUAUGGCUUUUAUUGCUUAUUGUGUUUACUAAGAAUGCCUCUCAUGCAGAAAAACUGAGGUUCGAUAUUUUAAUGUUUUUCUUCUUUUUAAUUUAAAUAAAUUGUUUGUUGUUUUUAAUCGUCAGUGGUAGUAAUCCAGCGCCCCUUGGCAGAUAAUGGGUGUAGUGCUCAGGCUUCGAUUACCCAAACUACAGUUUCACUGCUGUUUAUCCAGGAAACACCAAAUUACUACAAUGGUAUUACUGAGAUGAGUUUGUGUGUCGGUCAUUUCCUGUUCAGGUUGUAUAGUUUGGUGUGUAGCCAGGGUCAACUGGAAUUUGAGCCUGAAUCCAUUUGCUGUUGAGUAAUCCCAUACUAUACAUUGACUUAAAAUCCUAUAGUUUGACCUAGAUAAUAAAAUAAUCAGUGAUAUAUUUGAAGCUCUGUUCUGGAAUGAAGUAUUUUAAAGCCUCUUAGCCUAUCACGCUAAAUGUUCAUAAAAUGCACAGGUUUAGUCUUCAGAUAAGGACAACAAUAUAAGGAAUAGAGGGAGUUUUAUGAGUUGCAGGGUAAUUUGGUAAUUCACCACGGAGUGUCAUUUAUUUUUUCUUCAAAAGAAAGGAUAAUUGUUAUUUUCCUACCUUUCGCAGCUAAAAUUUUCCCCAAAGAAAGAGGUUUCUUGCUCCAGCCCUAACCAACAUAACCCAGGGUGAUCUAAUCAGUCUAACUUUGAAAAUUGGGAUUAAGCAUUGGGAGAAUGUAUUUCGAUAAGUCAGUUCUCCAACGAUUAAAGAAUUAAAAGGAACAGCAUCCCAAUGAAAGGUAUGGCUUCAUUUGAUAAUAUGCAUAAAAAUUCUAGCUUUAUCUGGCCUUUGGAAAACAUAUGAUUCCAAAUGCCAGUUUUGAAGAUUGAAAUUCAAAAUGCCAAUUAAAAUGUACCCUCUGGCAAAAGAAUGAAAAGAUAGCUUCCAUGUAUAUUUCUGAAAAAUUUUUUUCAUUUUAUAGUUGGGUGGUAUAACAGGAGUUAAUGCGUAUGGAAAGAUUGGGGCAACAAAAAGUGAUUUAUUUUUUAUGCACAAGUGAGCUCAUAGAUUUGACUGCCUGUUUGUUCCUCACAGUGAGCCGAAGGUUGGUCGCCAACCUUACGUGAAAGCCCAGAUCAAGGUACUGAAAAUCAGUGGUCUUUUCUAAGAAUGGAAAGAGGGCUAAAUCAUAGUCAUGGGCCUGUCCACUCCCUGCUUCCUCUUCCAUGGUCUCUUGUUUCGAUCCCCCACAUUCCUCAUGUGAGGAAGCCAGUAGCCCUAAUAUUGGUCUAAUAUUAAUACAAGCGCUUCAGGAGGGAAUGGGAAGUGUCUCUAGAAUCACUAUUCAAGCUGUCAGUUUAGAACCAGUUUAUUAAUUGAAAUGAAUCCUCAGGCUCCAUCCAGCUAUAGUCUUCCUGGAGCUAGCUUGGAAAGGCUUGACAGCCUUUUCAGCUGACACGCCAUAGAAAAAUAACCAGGACAGCCAGAGAAAGCAGUACUUCCACUUCCUAGGGGGAAAAGAAAUGGAAAAAGGUGUCUUAUUUUGGCCAUUUCUGCUUAUAAUUACUGAGCCAUGAAAGCGACAUUCUUAUAGCUAUUUAAAAAGAGAGAACUUCAAAUAUGAGUUGUGAUGGCAGACGGAACCAUGGACAGCACCAAACUUUAUUGACCUUGCAUUGCAGGUAGGGUAUUUAGGAUGUAUUCAGUUUUUGACUAUUUUUCUGAUAGCUGACAGUUUCCUUUCAAAGGUUAUGACAUUCUAACUGGAGAACUGCCUUGGUUUUCCAGUUUUUCCUAUCUUCCUUGUCUCCCAUUGGAUAGGAUAUCUAAGAUGUAAGAUACCUAGGGAAAUUCCUCAGUACACUGGUGUUCUUUGGAAAUGAACUGGGAAAAUGACUUUUUCCAUAUCAAGGGUUUGAGAUAUACCCAUCCAAAGGGAUCAUCCAGAGGAAUCUUUUUCUUUUUCUCUCAAACUUCCUAUUUCUACCUCUGAAAUCAGGUGUUGGAGUCAAGGGAAGCACUUUCUUUACCAAAGCUUGAAUGCUACUUCAGACACAUUUAUCUUUCCUCGUUCUUUUUUAUGGUCUAAUAUAUGCUGAUUUGCAAAAAAUUCCAGAAAAAUUUAAUACCAGUAAACCUCCAGCUGAAAACUCCCUCAAAUCUCCUUCAGAAAUUCAGGAAGUAUCUUACUGUUUCAGAAGGUAUCUUAAUGUUUCAGAAGGUGAAUCCCAUUGAGUUGGGGACCUAAAAGUUGAGAAAAUCACAAUUUGAAAUUAUAUGUGAAGCAAAUGGCAUUAUGAGUAAUGUUUGCAUACACUGACAGGUGACUUCAAAGGAAUUGUAUGUUAAAAAUGGUGAGAAAGGACAGCAUAACUCAGUAAGUCUGCCAUCUUAACUGCCUUUCCCCAUUUACAUGGCUUUUGUUCUCCUAAUUCCUACCUUACUCAGCGUCUUUCUGCCUUCCCCACCAUCAGAUAGGGAAAUAUUCUUGGCCUCCCAACUCUCUUGUUUGGAUUAUAAAUCUCCACAGGCUAGGAGACAUGAUGCAGUUAGGGUUAUAUCAGUACAUAAAAGAUGAGUGCACUGGCCUUGAUGUUGGGGCCUAAUAUUUUAUUAUCACUUAGUGCCACCUGACCUAAAGUUGAGGAGAUUGAGCACACCUGGAUCACAUGAAGUGCUUUAUUUAGGUGAUGUCAAGAGCAUUCCUUUAGCCAUUGCAAUUUUGAAAUACGUUCUUCAGGAAAGAGAAAAUUGUCCAGUGAUUAAGGAAUAGGCAAUGGUCUGAACCAUUUUCUCCCAGGGAUGACUUCUGUAGCCUGUUGGCAUGAAAGAAGCCAUUUUAUGCCUUGAAAUUUAAUUUUCCGGUAUUUACUUACAGUAAUUUACUACAAUUUACUACAGUGGAAGGAGGAGGAUGGUGCAAUAUCAGGACUUGUCCUAGAUAGAGGGAAUCAUUAUGCUUACUAUAGCCAUAAUUUGUGUUCAGUCUUUCUAUCAAACCAUGUUCAACAACAUGGUGCCAUCAAUCUAACGAGGACAAUCAAAUAACCUAUUCCUUGCCUUGAAGUUGACACCCGCUAAUCAUACACUCAAAAGUGUUUAUCAAACCAAUGAUUUGACACUCAUUUCUUCAUGUAGGCUGUUUUUUCUGCACCCUAUCUCCUGCACCAUUACUGGUUAAGAGGAAGGAUGACAACACUACUGGAAAGAUGUGAGCCCUUAAGGAUAGGGAAUUUCCGUAUCCCUUCCCACUGUCCCUAGGCCCUCCUGGGCUGCAGUAAUGAUCCCAACUUGGUAGGAGCAAGGAGAAAGAGAGGAUGUAGGAAAUCCUGGGAACACAGGUAGAUGGUAACACAUUUCUUUGAAUUUGUAUUUGAAACUGUGAGCCCCUCAGCAAAAACCAUAAAGCUCCUGAACUUUGUUACUUGUGAAGAUCAACUUUCUUGUCAUUUUCUUGUGUAGCACGGAGACUUGUAUCUAAUGAAUAGUAUUUGGAAGGGGCAUGGGGUGAAAACGUUUGUCCUUUCAAACCCUCUCCCUCCACUGUCAUCUUUCUCUUUACCCCCACCUUCACUCUGUUGAUCUAAAUGAUAAUUAUUCUAUGAAGCCCUGAGCUGUAGUUGUCAAAAGUAACUAUGAAAUGUGAUUAGUCCUCUGUGGGUGCUUCUUUCUUUCCCUCCUUUUCUUUUUCUUUCUUCUUUCCUUCCUUCUUUCCUUUCUUCUUUCCUUCUUCCUUUCUUUCUUCCUUCCUUCCUUCCUUUCUUUCUCUCUCCCUCCCUCCCUCCCUCCCCUCUCUCUCCACUCCUGGGUAAGUGGAAAAGGUGAGGACAAAGAACUGCCGCUUGCUUGGACUCAUGCUGUAUCUGUGACUGCGCUAUUAGCUCUCUUUUUUUCUUUCUCAAAUGGAUAGAAAAUUUUUUGAAGUGUGGAGUACCCUUCUUGAUAAGUAGGUAUAAAAAAUGCACAAUGUGGUACUGUUUCAUAGUUUCUAGAUGGAUGUAUAAAGCAAAAAGUUAAUGUGGUUAUGUGUUUUUAAAAGAAAAAAGUGAUUGGUUACAGAACUCUGUCCUUUUUUCCAUUAUUACAAGCUCUUUUUGUUUUCCAACAA
Molecule: messenger RNA, 8322 nt
Organism: Tachyglossus aculeatus (Australian echidna)
Lineage: Eukaryota; Metazoa; Chordata; Mammalia; Monotremata; Tachyglossidae
Gene: XPR1
Product: xenotropic and polytropic retrovirus receptor 1
Exons: 15
Coding region: 103-2145 (680 amino acids)
Biological process (GO): cellular response to phosphate starvation; phosphate ion transport
Cellular component (GO): cytoplasm; Golgi apparatus; plasma membrane
Molecular function (GO): inositol hexakisphosphate binding
Source: RefSeq, a predicted model, not a curated record